Messenger RNA from Aspergillus homomorphus CBS 101889, 1611 nucleotides. RefSeq names its product glycoside hydrolase family 72 protein. Gene Ontology annotation, biological process: fungal-type cell wall (1->3)-beta-D-glucan biosynthetic process. The coding region runs from base 1 to 1611 and encodes 536 amino acids. The transcript has 5 exons. Gene Ontology annotation, molecular function: 1,3-beta-glucanosyltransferase activity. Lineage: Eukaryota; Fungi; Ascomycota; Eurotiomycetes; Eurotiales; Aspergillaceae. Gene Ontology annotation, cellular component: fungal-type cell wall; cytoplasm. The record is from RefSeq and is a predicted model, not a curated record.
AUGAAGCUCUCCCUCGCUCUUGGAGCGGCAGUCUUUGUGGGAUCUGCUCUGGCAGAUAUUGAUCCUAUCGUCAUCAAGGGUUCCAAAUUCUUCUACAGCAGCAACAACACCCAAUUCUAUAUCCGUGGUGUUGCCUAUCAGGCCGAUUAUGACUCCAACUCCACCGACAGCAGCUCCAGCAGCUAUGUCGACCCUCUGGCCGACGCCACCCUCUGCAAGCGUGACAUCCCUAUCCUGCAGGAGAUCAGGACCAAUGUCAUUCGUACUUAUGCUGUCGACCCGACAAAGAACCACACCGAAUGCAUGAACAUGCUUGCCGAAGCCGGUAUCUAUGUCAUCUCCGAUCUGUCGGACCCGUCCGAGUCCAUCGAUCGGGACGAUCCGACCUGGGAGACCAGCUUAUACACUCGGUACAAGAACGUGAUUGACGAUCUGUCUCAGUACAACAAUACCAUCGGCUUCUUCGCUGGUAACGAGGUCUCCAACACCAUCGACACGACCGAUGCCAGCGCUUUCGUCAAGGCCGCCGUCCGCGACAUGAAGGCCUACAUCAAGGCCAAGGGCUACCGCUCCAUGGGUGUUGGGUACGCCACCAACGACGACUCCGACAUCCGUGUCAACAUGGCCGACUACUUCAACUGUGAAAGCGAAGACGUGGGUGUCGACUUCUGGGGCUACAAUAUCUACUCCUGGUGCGGCAACUCCACCUACGAGGAGUCCGGCUACAAGACUCGCACCGAGCAGUUCAGCAACUACUCCGUCCCGGUCUUCUUCGCCGAGUACGGCUGCAACACUCCGUCGCCCCGCCACUUCACCGAGAUCCAGGCUCUUUUCGGCGACGAGAUGAACGACGUGUGGUCCGGCGGUAUCGUCUACAUGUACUUCCAGACUGACAACGACUACGGCUUGGUCUCCGCCAUCGACAGCACGAGCGUCAGCAAGCUGAAGGACUUCACCUACUACUCGGAGCAGAUCCAGAGCGCCACGCCGACCGGCACCAACAAGGCGUCCUACACGCCCACCAACACAGCACUCCAGAGCUGUCCCACGGUCGGCAGCAAGUGGCAGGCCAAGGCGUCGCCGCUGCCGCCGACGCCCAACAGCGAGCUGUGCUCCUGCAUGAACGCCGCGGCCGGGUGCGUGGUCAAGGACUCGGUCUCCAGCACGAAGUACGCGACCCUGUUCUCCGAAGUCUGCGGCUACAUCUCGUGCACGGGCGUCUUCCACAACGGCACGACCGGUAGCUACGGCGACUUCGGCAUGUGCGAGCCCAAGCAGCAGCUCAACUGGGCGCUGAACCGCUACUGGGAGAGCCAGAACAAGGGGGUCUCGGCCUGCAGCUUCGGCGGCUACGCCACCACCACCGCCGCCACCACCGCCAGCACCUGCAGCGCCAUGCUCUCGGAGGCCGGCACCGCCGGCACCGGCUCGGUCUCGUCCACCGCCACGGCCACCGGCGACUCGUCCUCCAGCAGCUCGACCUCCAGCUCCGACUCCAGCUCCUCCGCCGGCCACAUCACCGGCUCCGCCAUGGUGGGCGUCGGCUCUCUCCAGCUGGGUGCGUACGUGGUUACCGCCGUCGCCGCCGGUCUGGGUAUGAUCCUGUUGUAA